This is a messenger RNA of Durusdinium trenchii, 1097 nucleotides long. The record is from the annotation of a GenBank genome assembly. NCBI's taxonomy places the organism in Eukaryota, Dinophyceae, Suessiales, Symbiodiniaceae.
UAAAUGCGGAACGUCUCUCUAACAUAUAUAUGUAUUCUUUUUUUUGCAGAGUGUAGACUUAGAAUGACUUAGACUUCGGACUAAGUAUAGACUAGUCAGAGUUCUUUCUGAAGGUCGCAAAGGCUCCACUGGUGCCGAUGUUUGGGCCUUUGCGUUGCUUCGCCCGGCAUGUUUGUUCUCGUUUGUUCCUUGUAGCGAUGCCCUUGUUCCUAGUAGUAAGGCCAGGAGCCCCUAGUAGCGAACAUUGUUACUACUAGUAAGGCACUUGUUACUAGAAGCGAUGCACUUGUUCCUAGUAGCGUCCUUUGCUCCUAGUAGUAAGGCAAUGCCUUUUUUGACCUUCCUUCGAGCAAAACACUAAGGGUCGAGCGCUUUCGCAUGUUGGGAAAGCGCUUGGGCGUGGCCAAAGCACAGGCCGAGGCCAGUCAGGCGCAAGCCAGCGAUGCGCAGCAACAAGAGGAUGCUUUGCGCCGGGAGACUGCCCAGCUUGCUAGGGCUGCUGCUGGGUUGAGUACAUUGAGCGCUGCAGACGCAGACGCCGAGCUUGCCAUCCAGGAAGGUGCAAAGGCCUUAUUUGAUCGUGAGUACCACUUCCGCCGCUUCUUAAAGGAGCAGAGGCGUUGGCUCUUCUACGAUGCCUAUGCUCGAGUUUGCAUGGCCUUAGGCAUCAACCAAAUGUUGCAAGCGCUGUCUUACUACAUCGUUGGGGCUAUAGGUGAUGAGUCUCCUUCUGGUGCAGCCCUAUCUCUACUGGGCGUCCAAGUGUUGUCGCUUUUGCUGCUUCGACUGGAUAUGGCAGAAGGGCUGCAGCAGUGGAGCGUUAUUUUCGCUGUGAUCGGAUUUAUGGCCUUUCCACCUCUUUACAUUGGUAUUUUAAUCCAUUUGGUCCCCUCACUCUCUGUUCGCACGGUGGAGUUUUUUGCAUUGCCAGCCUUUCUCCUUCACAGCAUGUGGAUGCUACUGAUCGCGGCAUACUUGGUGCCUGAUACAGUAGAUGAGGGCCUUCCCAAAACGCUUCGAACAGUGCUCUACUUGGAUGUGCUGCACUUGGAUCAGCAGGAGAUGGCUGAGGGUGUAGCGACACAGCAGAUGAAGGA